This is a messenger RNA of Mytilus californianus (California mussel), 1219 nucleotides long. RefSeq lists its product as uncharacterized. The record is from RefSeq and is a predicted model, not a curated record. Lineage: Eukaryota; Metazoa; Mollusca; Bivalvia; Mytilida; Mytilidae. The transcript is spliced from 7 exons. The coding region runs from base 23 to 1219 and encodes 398 amino acids.
AUUUGCUACGGGAGACAAUUACAUGGGAAUUACAACUAGCACAGACUCCAGUGUUUCAAAAGAGAAUGACAGUGUAGACACAAGCGAUUCUUCUACAGAUGAUGAUACAAAUAACAAUGCUGAAAGGGAUACAGGUAGCAGGAAUAAAAAUCCUAAGAAAUCUCAUGGUCCAGGUUGCACAGAUUUGAAAAGACAGAAAAAAAAGGACAGAAAAGCUAGGAAAGAACUGUCGAGGCAAGGUGGGCAGCAGGUGUCAGGUUGUUCAGAAACUGGAACAUUUGGUGAUAUGUCAGAUGAAAAGAAUCAUGAUGAAUACAAUAAGCAUGGGAACGCACUACAGAACACAUCAGGACAUCAGAAUUCAAGAAGUAAUGCAGAAAGAAAACCAGAAGACCUACAAAGAAAUGCUAACAAAAAUCAAGUGCAGAGGGAUUAUUGUUUUCAUGUUAUUGUAGCACCUUCUUUACUCAGUGAUUCUAGGGAAGACACUGUUAUAAUAAAAAUUGAAGGAAUAUCUCAAAAUAAAGCUGAACAAAAAUUGAAGUUUAAAAGGGAGCUUGGUGAUGGAUUUGCUGAAUAUGAAGGAAUAAUUAGUGUUCCUAAUAGAUCACACUUUUCUACAUUGUCAUACAACUACUGUGUUAUAGUGAGUGGAAAAGAAAUUCAAGAAUUUGUUCUUAAUCAUGGAGAGAAAACAUUAAAUCAAAGACAACUGAGCCACAACAUGUUGGAGAAAAAAGAAACUUACCACAUAUAUGAUGGAAUUGUCCGAGGGCAUUUGGAGAAGGAGGACAAAAGUGUGGUUCCUGAAUUUCUUUUAAAAAGAUACAAACAAUUUAAAACCUGGCGAGGGAAUAGUGAGUAUCAGAAGACUUUGAGGGAAGAGCUAUGCAUUGUAAUGAAAGCCUUCCUGCCUGAAUUAAAGAAUGUCACAGAUGUUCAAGGAGAGGAGAUUAUAAGACAAGUUAGAAGAAUUUAUGAUGGACUGAGAGAGUAUUAUGUGAAUCUUGAGAAACUCUGGUCCAAUGUUGAUGAUUUUGAGAAUCAUGUUUCCCAACAGUAUCUUGAGAAGUAUUUGAUUUCAACAAGCUGUAACAUCAAGACUAUUGUCUCAGAUGCAAGAUUUGAUGAAAAGUGGCAACAAUCCUAUCUGGUUAUGUGGCAUACCACUACUCCAUUAUCUGCAGGGAAGGUAUCAACCUUACCAACAUGUUCCUGA